Molecule: messenger RNA, 7115 nt
Organism: Cyanistes caeruleus (blue tit)
Lineage: Eukaryota; Metazoa; Chordata; Aves; Passeriformes; Paridae
Gene: MYOM1
Product: myomesin 1
Biological process (GO): sarcomere organization
Cellular component (GO): M band
Molecular function (GO): kinase binding
Source: RefSeq, a predicted model, not a curated record
AUUCCACUGACUGCAGGCAUUAUUUUUGUUCUGGACCUUGAAGUCCAGUCCUUACCCCUCGUCCUAACUACCUCUGUCUUUGCUAGCUUCAUUGUUGCUAUAUUUUUUGUGCUAUUCAUCCAGUUGGGAGCUCUUCCAUUUGCUGCCAUUCAUUUGGAUCCUGACUUUAUCCUGUUUAUUUACCCUCAGAAAAGUGCAGCAAAACCCAAAAAUUGAAGGCACCCAUGAUGUCAUUACCAUUCUACCAAAGACACCACGAGCACUAUGACCGUGCGUACCGCCACAAGGCGCUGUCGUCCACCGUGAGCCAGUACCAAAAGGAGACAAAGAGCAAAUCUGCCGUCUAUGCUCAAGGAUCUGCAGCUUAUGCCAGGGGCUCCGCAGCCUACCGCCACUCGUCUGCAGCAGGCUUCAGCCUUGACUCCUCAGCAGCUUACAGCCAUGGCUCUUCAGCCUAUGACCUGGAGUCGGCAGCCUACAGCUAUGGAUCCGCAGCCUACGACCACUCUGCCGCGCAGAGUAAGAGAUCUGCUGCCUACAGCCUUGACUCUGAGUCCCUCAGCACCAGCUCAGCUGCCCACAGCCAUGCAUCUGAAUCCAUCAACAAGCUGGCUGCAGCCUACAGGCUGGGAUCUGAAGCCUACAGCCUUGGACUGAAAAAUUCCAACCUAAUGAUAGAAGAUCAGUCCUAUAAGAUGAGUCCCAAAGCAAAGAGAGCAAAACAGAGUUUGAUAUCAGAAGACAAAGAGAAUGAAGCCUUAGACUACUCAGUGCCCAUAUUCACAGGACGAGCAGUGAAUAUCAGUGGUAUCACAGACACCGAAGAAGAGAGGAUUAAAGAAAGCGCUGCAUAUGUUGCCAAGAGGAACCUUUUUGCCACAGGGGAAGGAGUUAGUGUCAGCAAGGUGGCCAAGACAACUUCUGAAGAGCAACAUCAUGAAAAGAAAUCAAGGAAAGUUGCGAUCCGGGAGUCUGCUGAACGUGUAGCCAUGAAGAAAACGCUAGAAGAGACUCAGGCAUUCCAUAAAAAGUUGAAUCAAGAUAAACUCUUACAUGCUCCUGAGUUUAUCAUUGAGCCCCGUUCUCACACUAUCUGGGAAAAGGAAAAUGUUAGAUUUAAUUGUUCUGUGGCUGGCUGGCCUGAACCUCGUGUUACAUGGUACAAAAACAACGUGCCCAUUGAUGUACAGGCUCACCCUGGCAAGUAUAUCAUUCAAAGUCGAUAUGGGCUGCACUCCCUGGAGAUAACUGAAUGUGAAUUUGACGACACUGCCCAGUAUCAUGCCUCUGCUAUGAAUGUUAAAGGAGAAGUUUCGGUUUAUGCUUCCCUCGUGGUAAAGAGGUACAAAGGAGAAAUUGACGCAAGUCUUUUGCAUGCUAGAAAUCUUUCCCUCUCUCCAUUUGCUGUUACCCCCCAUGGCUAUGCUUCCAGGUUUGAAAUCAGCUUUGUUGACAAGUUUGAUGUAGCCUUUGGGAGAGAAGGUGAAACAAUGAGUCUUGGCUGCACUGUUGUCAUCAAUCCUGAUAUCAAGCGCUUCAAACCAGACAUUGAGUGGUACAGGAAUGGUGUUCUUAUUACACCAUCCAAAUGGGUCCAGAUGCAGUGGAGCGGGGAGCGAGCUUCUUUGACGCUGACUCAUGCAAACAAGGAAGAUGAAGGUCUUUACACGCUGCGAGUGGCGAUGGGAGAGUACUAUGAGGAGUACAGCGGUUAUGUCUUUGUUCGAGAUGCUGAUGCUGAAAUUCCUGGAGCCCCUGGUGCACCACUGGAUGUGCAGUGCUUAGAUGCCAACAAAGAUUAUGUCAUUGUCUCCUGGAAGCAACCUGCUGUUGAUGGAGGAAACCCCAUCCUUGGGUAUUUCAUUGACAGGUGUGAGGUUGGCACGUCCCACUGGACCCAGUGCAAUGAGAAUCCCGUGAAGUUUGCUCGCUUUCCUGUCACUGGUCUGAUUGAAGGCCGUUCCUACAUUUUCCGAGUCCGAGCUGUGAACAAAGCUGGUGUCAGCCUGCCAUCCCGGGUGUCAGAGCCUGUGGCUGCUCUGGAUCCUGCAGACAGAGCCAGGCUUAAAAGUCACCCUUCUGCUCCUUGGACUGGACAGAUUAUUGUGACUGAGGAAGAACCUGCAGAGGGUGUUGUUCCUGGUGCCCCCACAGACCUCCAAGUUAUUGAGGCCACCAAGAACUAUGUUGUACUUAGCUGGAAACCUCCUGGGCAGCGGGGCCAUGAGGGUAUCAUGUACUAUGUGGAAAAGUGUGUUGCUGGCACAGAGGACUGGCAAAGGGUGAACACCGAGAUCCCUGUGAAGUCCCCUCGCUUUGCAGUUUUUGAUUUGUCUGAAGGCAAAUCCUACUGCUUCCGAGUUCGCUGCUGCAAUUCAGCUGGAAUUGGAGAGCCCUCAGAAGCAACUGAAGCCACUGUAGUGGAUGACAAACUCGAUAUUCCCAAAGCUCCUGGCCGUAUCAUGCCAACUAGGAAUACAGAUACUUCAGUUGUUGUCACUUGGACAGAGCCCCCAGAUGCCAAGGAGCUGGUUGGGUACUACAUUGAGUCAAGUGUGGAAGGAUCUGGUCGUUGGGAACCAUGCAACAACAAUCCAGUGAAAGGCACAAGAUUCAUUUGCCAUGGGCUCAGCAAUGGUGAGAAGUACAUUUUCAGAGUCAGAGCUGUUAAUGCAGCAGGUCUCAGUGAAUUUUCACAAGAAUCAGAACCUAUAGAAGUGAAAGCAGCCAUUGGGGGAGGAUUGCUUCAUGGUGUGUGUCCUGAACUGAGUGGUAAAGCUUCUGGACUAACAGACUGCACUACCAGCUGGGAAGGCAUGCAUGGGGCUUCCCAGCCUAUCUUUGACACAGAUGCUUUGCUAAAAUGCAAUGCUAAAUUUAAUAGAGAGACACUGCCCAGUAGCUGUGGCAAGCUGGAGAGUACAGGAGACAGUAACACGAGAGAAAUGGUUAAGGACGCUGUGACAUCUGCACCACAAAAAGUUGCUGCUAAGCAGGCAAGUAAGUCCCGAUCUGGGGACCUUUUGACAGUGGAAAAAGUUACAAAGAAGAAAGAUACAGCUGCUCCAUCUCCACCUUACGACAUCGUGGUGCUCGAGAGUGUUCGUGACUCCAUGGUCCUGGGAUGGAAACAACCUGAAGCCAUUGGUGGAACUGAAAUUACCGGCUACUACGUGAACUAUAGGGAAGUGGUUGAUGGAGUUCCUGGGAAAUGGAAGGAGGCCAACAUUAAGGCUGUUACUGAGAGGGCAUACAGGAUCCAAGACCUGAAGGAAAACAUGGUGUACCAGUUCCAGGUGGCUGCUGCUAACCUGGCGGGGGUUGGGACACCCUCCAAACCCAGCAAGCCCUUCAAAUGUGAAGAGUGGACCAUUGCUGUGCCUGGGCCACCCCAUGAUGUCAAAUGCACAGAAGUUAGGAAGGACUCUCUGGUUUUACUGUGGAAGGAACCAGUUUAUUCUGGUCGUAGUCCCAUAGUUGGUUAUUACGUUGAUAUGAAGGAAACUGAAGCAAAGGAGGAGCACUGGAGGAGUGUCAAUGAGAAGCCACUUCAAAAGAAAUUCUUGAAGAUUGGUGGCCUGACACAAGGUGUGAGCUACGUGUUUCGUGUGCGGGCAACAAACCAGGCCGGCGUUGGGAAACCGUCAGAUGUCACAGAUGCUGUCAUAGCUGAAACACGACCAGGAACCAAGGAAGUGGUGGUUGAUGUAGAUGACAAUGGAGUAAUUUCCUUGAACUUUGAAUGUGAUCAGAUGUCUCCAGACUCGAAAUUUAUUUGGUCCAAGAAUUAUGAACCAAUUGAGGAUGACCCUCGACUGAACAUCGAUACCAAAGGCGGAAAGUCAAAACUUUCCUUUAAGGAUCUUGGAGAAGAUGAUUUGGGAAUUUACUCCUGUAUUGUUACAGACACUGAUGGAGUUUCAUCAAGCUACACAAUUAAUGAGGAAGAAAUGAAACGCCUGCUUGCUCUGAGCCACGAACGCCAAUUCCCAACUGUCCCACUUAUCUCUGAGUUGGCAGUGGAAAUCUUGGAAAAAGGAGAAGUGAGAUUCUGGCUGCAAGCUGAAAAACUGUCUGGCAAUGCAAAGGCCAACUUUGUAUUUAAUGAUAAGGAGAUUUUCAAUGGAGAGAAAUACAAAAUGAAGGUGGACCGGAAUACAGGCCUUGUUGAAAUGAUUAUGGAUAAACUUGAGGAAAAGGAUGAAGGAACUUACACGUUCCAGCUGCAGGAUGGAAAAGCAACCAAUCAAUCUAGUCUUGUCCUCAUUGGUGAUGUAUUCAAGAAGCUACGGGAUGAAGCAGAUUUCCAGAAAAAAGAGUGGCACAGGAAACAAGGUCCUCAUUUUGUGGAUAAACUGGGAUGGGAAGUUACCGAUGAGUGUAAUGUCAUGUUGAAAUGUAAGGUGGCUAAUAUUAAGAAGGAAACACACAUUGUGUGGUACAAAGAUGACAGGGAGAUAAUGGUAGAUGAAGAACAUGACUUCAAGGAUGGCGUGUGUACUCUGCUUAUAUCAGAGUUUUCUAAGAAAGAUGCUGGCACUUAUGAAGUCAUACUGAAGGACGACAGAGGAAAGGACUCCAGUGAGCUAAAGCUCAAGGACACAGCUUUUGCAGAUCUGAUGAAUGAAGUAUGCAGAAGGAUUGCUUUAUCUGCAACAGACCUGAAAAUCCAGAGCACAGCUGAGGGUAUCAGACUGUACUCCUAUGUUACUUAUUAUGUGGAAGAUUUGAGAGUAGGCUGGGUGCACAAUGACACUCAGAUUAAGUUCACAGACCGAAUGAGGACUGGUGUCACCGGGGAGCAGAUCUGGUUGCAGAUAAAUGAGCCAACGCCACAGGACAAAGGCAGAUACAUAAUGGAACUCUUUGAUGGCAGCACAACGCACAAAAAGACGGUGGAUCUUUCUGGACAAGCGUUUGAUGAAGCCUUUGCUGAGUUCCAGAGACUAAAGCAAGCUGCAAUUGCAGAGAAAAAUCGUGCACGGGUACUUGGAGGUUUGCCCGAUGUUGUCACCAUCCAGGAGGGCAAGGCACUUAAUCUUUCUUGCACUGUCUGGGGGGAUCCCACCCCCGAGGUCUCAUGGCUGAAGAAUGAAAAGUCAUUUGUAUCAGAUGCCAAUUGCAUCCUGAAGUUUGAAUCUGGAAAAAAUGUCAGCUUUUCCAUUUCUACUGUGUCGACACAAGACUCUGGGAAAUACAGCAUUGUGGUGAAGAACAAGUACGGUACAGAGACCAGCGAUGUCACUGUGAUUGUGAUGCCUGUGUCAGGGCAGACUGACACAGCCCAAGGACACAGUCAAAAUAAUAAAACUGUAUCUAAAAAGAAAAAAGCAACGACAGCAAACAAACAGAAGGAAGUGGGAAAGAAAGGUAGCCUGAAGCAGGCUGCCUCUUUCACACACUGCUGCUUCCAGACAUGAUCCUCAGUUGAAGAGCCAGAGAGACACUGAUUUACAUAUGGCACUGGGUAACAUACUUUCAAAUUACUUCCUCUCCUCCAAAAUAACCACACCAGUAAGCAGCUGCUCUCAUCACGCCCUCCCCUCUCCCUGGUGGGGGAAACAACAGUGACAUUUGUGGUGAAUAGGCAAAAUGAACAUAAAUGAGGUCGCAGGUUAGCUGUGCCCUGAAGGCCCUGGAUUAACCAACAGUGAGUUGUGGUUCAACAAGGACCACAAAUGGUGCAUGGAUGUAGAGAGCUCCUGUCUACACCACUCUACACACUCACAACAGAAACCAAUCCCACUUGAUAGACAGAGCUGUGGAAAAUGCAAGCCAUUUUACAGCUUGAUUGUAAUCUUCAACGUGUAAGUGCAAAAGAGGAAAGAAUACGAAAGGAGAAUAAUGAGGGAUGUUUGCUUCAGUAGUCCUGAUUGCGUAGAGGUGAUAAUUUUGGAAUGGUAAAUGUUUCCUAAAGGGAAGACACUGUGUUUUCAAAUAAAUGCUCUUUACUCAGAAACACCUCUUCCAGGUUUGAAACAGCAAAGUAUGAUCUACCCAUUUGUUACCCCUUUUCAAGUAAAGAUUUUUCUGGCUUAUUUUUAUAAUAGGAUUUAGCUUAAUGUCAAUAUUUGAGAACACAUGACAGAUUUAGCCCCUACCUCUUAUCUCCCUGUGAACAGGGCUGUCUGGUGUUGAAAAAGAGAAUCCCCUCCACUAAAAAAAUAACUUCUUGUUCCAACCAGCAAAGAUAAGAUCACAGAAACACAAAUGAAAAUACUCUGUUAGAGCAAUUGCUGAAUAGGUUACCCUCACAGACUGUGAGACUAAGAUGCCAAAUAAGGAACUCGGCAAAGCAGGGAAAUGAUCUGCAGACUGUGUGUUUGUGACAGAUGUUAUGCUAAUGUGGCUAGGUAAUUAUUAUUGCAAUGCUAUACUCAAACAGGAGGCCUCUUCAGAAAACUGCUGCAGCUGAAAAAUGGUUGAGCUGACGGGUGGCAAAUUGCUCCAUUACUCUUUGUUGCUUCCACGUAUCCGGAGUCCCGGAAAGUGUUCCAGUUGACUCAGAAUUCCUGACAUGACAAUAAUAUCAUCAAAAUGGGCAGGCGUGAAAUCUGACCUUCCUUUUUACAUACCCAUAAUAUAGUCACCCCCAUCCAUGUAAUUCUGUGUUUGUGCCUUCUUCCAUGAAACACUUUCCUUGAAAACCCAGCAUGCAUGUUAUGCAGGGAUAGAUUUGUUUUAGUUGUAUGCUCAAAGGGAUUUAAAUAUAUUAUCUGCAAAUAAGCAAACUCACUGGCUAUAAUCUUUUAGGCAGCUUGUCCCAGGAGGUACAGAUGAAUAAACUGACCUUAUCUCUUUGUAGAACUGGUAAAAAAAGAUUGUCAGGCGUCUUUUAAGAGAUACAUGGACUAUCACAAUAAAUUUUGUCUAUAUAUUACUUUGCAUGCUAGCAUGUCUUUUUGUCAGUUUCCCUGAAUACUCUGACAACCAGCUUGAUUUCUCAUUAUGCGGCAACUACAUGAAACCUAUGUGAAAACCUAAAAAUGGCUCUAACACCAAGUGGGGCAAAGCCAGCUUUUAACAAAACUUUUGUCAACAAUUGGUGGAUGAAAAAGUAGUUGGUAGGCAAAUGAAAUAUAAUAUAAUAAAGAAGCAAUAUGAGUAGUGAUAAA